CUUCUGGUCGCCCAGAACGGCAGGCACCACCAAUUAUUCAGAAAUUUUGGUCCACCACGACCCGGUCCUUGGAGCUCAAACCCCCCUCAACCAACGCACGAUACAUCUCAUUUCCCCGACGUCGCUCCCAGUUGAAUCGCACCACCUUCCCAAGCCCCCAGUGACGUGCGAAUACCUUCAACAUGGCUAUGAACCUCGACAUGGCCAAUGCGGCCGUCAUGAAGGACGAGCAGGGCCGUCCUUUCAUCGUUGUUAGAGAUCAAGGAAAGAAGAAGAGACAAUACGGCAAUGAAGCUGUCAAGAACCACAUCCUCGCCGCCCGGACGGUCGCGAACAUUGUCAAGACCUCUCUCGGCCCCCGCGGCCUCGACAAGAUCCUCAUCUCCCCCGACGGAGACAUCACAGUGACGAACGACGGUGCCACGAUUCUGCAACAGAUGGAGAUCUCCAACCACGUCGCCAAGUUGCUGGUAGAGCUGUCCAAGUCGCAAGAUGACGAGAUCGGUGACGGCACCACCGGUGUCGUUGUUCUUGCCGGGGCCCUCCUGGAGCAAGCGGCGGAGCUGAUCGACAAGGGCAUUCACCCUAUUCGCAUCGCGGACGGAUACGACCAGGCCUGCGACAUCGCUGUGUCGGAACUGGACAAUAUUUCAGACGUCAUCGAGUUCAGCAAAGAAGAUACUGCCAACCUGUUGAAGGUAGCACGGACAAGUUUGGGCAGCAAGAUCGUCUCCAAGGCGCACGACCAGUUCUCCCAGAUCGCAGUGGACGCCGUCCUCUCGGUGGCCGACCUCGAGCGGAGAGACGUUGACUUCGAGCUAAUCAAGGUUGACGGCAAGGUCGGAGGAGCUUUGGAGGAUACUAUGCUCGUCAAGGGUGUCAUCAUCGACAAGGACUUCUCGCAUCCUCAGAUGCCCUCAGAGGUCAGGGACGCCAAGAUUGCCAUCCUGACCUGCGCCUUCGAGCCCCCCAAGCCUAAGACGAAGCACAAGCUCGACAUUACCAGCGUCGAGGAGUACAAGAAGUUGCAGAGCUACGAGCGCGAGAAGUUUAUCGAGAUGAUUCAGCAGAUCAAGGACUCGGGCGCCAACCUUGCGCUUUGCCAGUGGGGUUUCGACGACGAGGCGAACCACCUUCUGCUCCAGAACGGUCUCCCUGCCGUGCGGUGGGUUGGUGGCCCCGAGAUCGAGUUGGUGGCUAUUGCGACAAACGGCCGUAUCGUGCCUCGCUUCGAGGACCUCAAGCCCGAGAAGCUCGGUACCGCAGGCGUUGUCAGAGAAAUGACCUUUGGCACAACAAGAGAAAAGAUGCUGGUUAUCGAGGAGUGUGCCAACACCCGCGCGGUGACCGUCUUUGUCCGCGGCAGCAACAAGAUGAUCAUCGAUGAGGCCAAGCGCUCUCUCCACGACGCCCUUUGCGUCGUGCGCAACCUGGUCAAGGACAACCGCGUCGUCUACGGUGGCGGUGCCGCCGAGAUCGCCUGCUCCCUGGCAGUCGAGGACGCUGCGGUCAAGACUCCCGGCCUUGAGCAGUACGCCAUGCGCGCGUUCGCCGAGGCUCUCGAUGCCGUCCCGAUGGCGCUGGCCGAGAACAGCGGUCUGAACCCCAUCGCGACGCUGGCCGAGGUGAAGAGCCAGCAGGUCAAGGCAGGCUCCGACGUUCGCGGCAGGCUCGGCGUGGACUGCAUGGCUCGCGGCAGCAACGACAUGAAGGAUGCGUUCGUCAUCGACCCCCUUAUCAGCAAGAAGCAGCAGCUACAGCUCGCGACACAACUAUGCAGAAUGGUGCUGAAGGUCAACAACGUCAUUGUUGCCGGGUCCGGCGAGGAGGACUUUUAAAAGUAAAACGGUAAAAAGGUUCUAGAUGGGUCUAUGGUGUUUGGGAUUAUACCAGCCUGUGUACUAUGCAAAUAGAGAUGCCCCAAUGUCGAGACCACCAAUUCUAUCCUCCCACAUGUUUCGUUCUUGCCCUCCGCUU
This is a messenger RNA of Colletotrichum destructivum, 1977 nucleotides long. RefSeq names its product Putative chaperonin TCP-1, chaperonin Cpn60/GroEL/TCP-1 family, groEL-like apical domain superfamily. Lineage: Eukaryota; Fungi; Ascomycota; Sordariomycetes; Glomerellales; Glomerellaceae. Gene Ontology annotation, cellular component: chaperonin-containing T-complex. The record is from RefSeq and is a predicted model, not a curated record. Bases 183 to 1838 code for a protein of 551 amino acids. The transcript is spliced from 5 exons. Gene Ontology annotation, molecular function: ATP hydrolysis activity; ATP binding; ATP-dependent protein folding chaperone. Gene Ontology annotation, biological process: protein folding.